Messenger RNA from Rattus rattus (black rat), 1145 nucleotides. It is a transcript of the gene Rpp30, whose product is annotated as ribonuclease P/MRP subunit p30. Gene Ontology annotation, cellular component: nucleolar ribonuclease P complex. The record is from RefSeq and is a predicted model, not a curated record. Gene Ontology annotation, molecular function: RNA binding. Lineage: Eukaryota; Metazoa; Chordata; Mammalia; Rodentia; Muridae. The coding region runs from base 20 to 826 and encodes 268 amino acids. Gene Ontology annotation, biological process: tRNA processing. The transcript is spliced from 11 exons.
GUUCUCUUGGGAUGUCAGCAUGGCGGCGUUCGCAGAUUUGGAUCUAAGAGCGGGCUCAGACCUGAAGGCUCUGCGCGGACUCGUGGAGACCGCUGCUCACCUGGGAUACUCAGUUGUUGCCAUCAAUCACAUUGUUGACUUUAAGGAAAAGAAAAGGGAAAUUGAAAAGCCAGUAGCAGUUUCUGAGCUCUUCACAACUUUACCAAUUGUACAGGGAAAAUCAAGACCAAUUAAAAUUUUAACUAGAUUGACAAUUAUAGUUACAGAUCCGUCUCACUGUAAUGUUUUGAGAGCAACUUCUUCAAGGGUCCGGCUGUAUGAUAUUGUUGCAGUGUUUCCAAAGACAGAAAAACUUUUUCAUGUUGCUUGUACACACUUAGAUGUGGAUUUAAUCUGUAUCACUGUAACAGAGAAAUUACCAUUUUACUUCAAAAGACCUCCUAUUAAUGUGGCGAUCGAGCGAGGCCUGGGCUUUGAGCUGGUCUAUGGUCCUGCUAUCAGAGACGCAACCAUGAGAAGGUACACAAUCUCCAAUGCCCUCAAUCUGAUGCAGAUCUGCAAAGGAAAGAACGUAAUUCUGUCCAGUGCUGCAGAAAGGCCUUUGGAAAUAAGAGGACCAUAUGACGUGGCCAACUUAGGGCUGCUGUUCGGGCUGUCCGAAAAUGAAGGCAAGGCUGCCGUGUCCACAAACUGCCGAGCUGCAUUUCUCCAUGGAGAAACUAGGAAAACUGCUUUUGGAAUUAUUUCUACAGUGAAGAAGCCCCGGUCAUCAGAAGCAGAGGAUGAAUCUCUUCCAGCGUGCAAGAAAGCUAAACAUGAGGGCUGAGAGACGGCCUGAGUCUCCGUCACGCUGCUCCUUCCCUCACAGCUCAUCAGUCACUGCAAAUACACUCCGCUCCGCUGAUGUUUUCACUAAACUAGAAACCAAGUCUAUAAAAACAGCUUCAUAUUCAGACCAUUAAAACAGCAAAUAAAACCCAGUGAAGCAUUUUUAAAGACUAACGAGUAAUUUAGAUAUACUUUUAAAAGAAAAACUAUUUUAUUAUCCUUCAUGUGAGUAAUGAAUAGCAGUAGGUGCACUGAAACGAGAUGUCUCGAUAUUGUAAAAUAUUGAAAAAUAAUAAAUUAAUGUUUUUUGUUCUUGG